Microdochium trichocladiopsis is the source of this 1006-nucleotide messenger RNA. RefSeq lists its product as uncharacterized. Lineage: Eukaryota; Fungi; Ascomycota; Sordariomycetes; Xylariales; Microdochiaceae. Gene Ontology annotation, biological process: regulation of DNA-templated transcription. The transcript has a single exon. Bases 54 to 809 code for a protein of 251 amino acids. Gene Ontology annotation, molecular function: DNA-binding transcription factor activity. The record is from RefSeq and is a predicted model, not a curated record.
CACUCCAGAUUUCUAUCGAGGACAAGCAUCUCCCAGGCUGAGCGGAGAACGCCAUGGAGUGGGAGACAACCCUGGUCCCAUACCCGCAUCUCCCCAGGUGGGCCCCGGAGCAUUGCUUCAACUUCAUCAUCCCGGAUUGCAUCCAGACGGAGUCACCAAGUCUCGUAUCAACUAUCAGCAGUCACGAAGACGACACGGACGCAGUCGUACUGUCAGGGCCAGCCGAGUUACAGGUCUCAGAAAUCCAUCCUCUGCCGUUUCAAGAAGACUGCCACCCGAACUGCACAGAGCUCGACCCCGGCCUCGCAAAGCAGGAUAAGAGCAAGACACGGAUGAGCAAGCAAGGAGUAAGGAUCAAUGAAGCGGGUACUCGGGCUAGACAUGGCGACAGCGGAAACAACAGCGGCCUCGACAUCGUGGAGGUACACUCUGUGGACAGCGACACCGUCUCGCCGCACGCGAAGAGUGAGGACUGUCACGAGCAUCACAAACCGCGCAUCGUUCCCGCAUGUCCAGAGCAGCACGGCAUCACGCCAGUCACGCAGGUGCACGAGCAGGGACUACACACGCGAGUUCUGGCCGACGGCAGGGACGCACGGCGCCAGCGCAACGUCAUGGCGGCACGUAAGAGUCGCGCAAAGAAGAGGGUGGAAAACGGGGUGCUCGAGGGCAAGGUCCUGGCGCUUGAGAAGAAGUCCCGGGCGCUCGAGAUGCAAUGGUACAAUGUGCGCGCGAGUUUCAACAAAUUCCAACAGGAGCUCGACUCCAUGAACGCCAUAUGGUUGGAGGAUUUUGCGCAAGUGUCUUGAUUUUCCUUUUGCCCACGAGCUCCAAAGGGUAUAAUUGCUGUUCUACAUCUGGUCUGAGGGCGGUAUGUUCAAGGUAUGGAUUUUGCGACAGCGGUCGAGUUUGCGUGAAUAAUCAAAAAGUUUCACUGCUAGAAGGUGAAUAAAAAAAAACAAAUGAAAAACAAGCACAGAGGUCACUUGUUCGCAAGUUGUAAUCG